AUAAACAAAAUCCAGGGGAAGGAAAGCCUACAUCCAGCUUCUGUCUAUUGUUCCUGAUAUUGUCGCAAUUAUAUUACGAUUUGCUUUCUUCUGUUUUGUGUUUUUUUGCCAGCCUUCCUGGGAUCCUAGAAAUUGCAGCUGUUUCCUGAAGUGCUGCCUCUGUUAAUGUGAUCAUGUUCUCCAGACUCAACCUGCUCCUGCUACUCUCCAGUUGGUUAUCAAUGAUUCUGUUUCGCUCUGUCCGAGGAGCAGACUGCAAACCAGGCUGCAACCUGGGACAUGGGCGUUGCGAUGAGAAUGACAUUUGCAGGUGUGACCCAGGCUGGGAGGGGGAGCUCUGUGAUGACUGUGCCCGCAUGCCAGGCUGUGUCCAUGGGACAUGUCAGCAGCCCUGGCAAUGCAGCUGUGAAAGUGGCUGGACAGGGCGCUUCUGCGAUAGAGACAUUAACGUGUGUGCCAAUCAGCGCCCCUGUCAGAACGGUGCCACCUGCAUUGCUACUGAUGGGGAAUAUUCCUGCGUCUGUCCCAGUGGUUUUCAUGGCAAGGACUGUGAGCUGAAGUCAGGGCCCUGUCAGGAGGCCAGGUCCCCCUGUAAGAACGGAGGCUUGUGCACAGAUGACAAGGGUUACGCCGCUGAGCUGUCUUGCCGUUGCCUAGCAGGGUAUGUGGGCCCUCGCUGUGAGGUCAACGUGGACGACUGCUUGAUGCGCCCUUGUGCCAAUGGCGCCACCUGUCAUGACGGCAUCAACCGCUUCUCCUGUGAGUGCCAGGCUGGCUUCGAGGGGCGCUUUUGCACUGUCAACAUAAACGACUGCGCCAGCGAGCCCUGCCUCAACGGUGGCCGCUGCUUCGACCGUGUCAACCGAUUCGACUGCGUUUGCCCUCCAGGGUACACGGGGAGAACGUGCUCCGACCUCAUGGAGAAACCCAAGCAGGAAAUGAGAUCACAGAACUGGACCCCAAGGAGCUGGACCAGCAGCUACCCAAGGAUCACCCUGCCCCGGCCUGAGCACACUCUUGAUGGCGCCAGGUGGAACAUAUCGACCCCGUCGCACAAGAACCAGCCAAGCAGCACGCGCUUGCUCAAGAUCUCCGUGAAGGAAGUGGUGACCCAGCAGGGCGCUCUCCUCACCGAGGUCCAGUUGACUGUGCUGGUGGUCUUCGGAGCGCUCACUCUGGCUCUGGUGGGCCUCACAGUGGCUAUGGUGCUGAGGGGUCACUGGAGAGAGCGCUGCUCAAGGUGCCGCUGCGCCUCCCAGACAGACAGGAGGGUGAAGGCUGAUGAGGAAUUCAAGAUCAGCAUUUUACCCCACAGCGUGCCUGACUUGAAGAAGAAACUCAACACGGAGAUCAUUUAACAAAAAAAAAUAAACACGUCAACGUGCGCUAUCGCAAAGUUGAGGAUUUCAGCUGUGAGGAUUGAAUAGACCUUUGGUAUGGCCAAGUUCUGCAAGGAGGAAUGGUGGAGAUUUGCGUGGGGUCAACUGGAUACAAACAGUGAAAAUGGAAAAAAAAAAUAUCCCCACCUCCCCCCCAAACCCCAAUAUACAAGAACAGAUCUUCAUAGCAGAGACUAGCAGAUAAUUUUGCAGAUUGCUUGAAGCAGUAAAACAGAGUGCUUCUUUAGAGGAGCUAGUUUAUUUAAACAGGGUCAAAGUGAUUAGAUCUAGGAACUGUAAAAAGAAACCGUUUUCCACAUCAUAACAAAGGUAUGAUAUACAGUAGAACAGUUCUUAGGUCUUCAUGAAGAUGUAUAUCAAGCUAGAUCACAUUCUGGGGUAGACAUUGACAUAACAGAGACUUGGAAUGGACCCUGUUGAACAAUAUUAAAAGCAUCAGAAUGUCACACCCUAGUAAUGGGUUGGGAAUAUUUUUUUUAAAUAAUUUGUUUGUCCACAACAGCAGUUGAAAGUGCUGUACUUUACAACUAACCUGUAUACUGUAUGUAUCAGCUUGUAUUGGUUUACACUGGGUAUGUCUGGAAAUGGAUGUAGUGGGACCUUUAAGAUCCAAGUUAGAGAAAUGGACAAUGAAUUCUUGACCCUCUAAUCGAGAGGCACUUAUACCCCUACAGCAGGUGUGGGGCUGUUAGAGUUUAUCUUCUGAUAUUGUAGUUUGAAGAGCCAGUUUAAAGAACUGGCCUUAAAGCUAGAGAAUCGCAUAAAUCCACGAAAAGACACAUUUUAUUAGUAUUUUUUAUAGUGAGCGGUUUAUUUAUAUACAGUACAGUAGUUAAGCUUUAUACAAAAAGAAAACGGAUCCUUAGAUGGAUUACUUUUCUAAAUUAAUAUUGUCAGUUCUCAAUUAUUAUUCGAUUGUUUUCACAUCUUGCAUUACAGCAAUUGUGUUUUUUCACAUGUACAUGUAAUUUAUUUCAAUAAUUUAUAUGUGAAAU
Polyodon spathula (Mississippi paddlefish) is the source of this 2395-nucleotide messenger RNA. RefSeq names its product delta-like 2 homolog (Drosophila) (gene dlk2). Gene Ontology annotation, cellular component: plasma membrane; protein-containing complex. Gene Ontology annotation, biological process: establishment or maintenance of epithelial cell apical/basal polarity; heterophilic cell-cell adhesion. The transcript has 6 exons. Gene Ontology annotation, molecular function: calcium ion binding. The coding region runs from base 174 to 1358 and encodes 394 amino acids. Lineage: Eukaryota; Metazoa; Chordata; Actinopteri; Acipenseriformes; Polyodontidae. The record is from RefSeq and is a predicted model, not a curated record.